AAGGAUAUUUGUACAAACAGCACGCUGUGACAAUUAUAACCGGUGCCCGAAGGGAACUUGGACGAAUUUGACAAAAUGACUUUAUUUCAUUUUGGUAACUGUGUAGCUUUAGCGUAUGUUCCAUACGUGUUAGUAUACAAGUGUUCUGGAUUGUCAGAGUACAGUGCAUUUUGGAAAUGUGUACAGGCAGGUGGAGCAUACCUGUUUACACAGCUGUGUAAAAUGUUGGUUCUUGCAACAUUCUUCCCUACCACAGAAGUUCCAACAGGCUCACUUGACAUCUUAGGAGAGCUGAUGAAGUGUACUGUGGACUUGGCAGAUCUGAUUGGACUAUACUUUGUGAUGUCAAAAACUGCAGGCAAAGGUCAACUAAAAUUUAUGAUAGCUGGACUAGGCUGGGCUACAGCUGAACUUGUGAUGACAAGGUUCUUGCCACUUUGGGUUGGUGCGAGAGGUGUAGAAUUUGACUGGAAAUAUAUUCAAAUGAGCUUUGACUCUAAUAUCAGUUUGGUGCACCAUAUUUGUACAGCCAUGUUGGUUUGGUUGUACAAUAGAAGUGAUCUCAACAAAUCUUUUGUGCCAGUAGUUUUAGCAUUACUAGGGUUGAGUUGUUACAGACCUUUGAUUGUAGAGAUACUUACACAUGCAGUGGGUCUCGGAUCAUGGACAUUGUUGACAGCUAAAGCUUUAUUUACCGGACUUGUUGGAACAAUAGCCGUACAGAUGUACCUGGGAAUGGCAACGCAGGCAGUCAACUCUUACUACUGACAUUGUAACUUACCAGUGUCAUCCAGCAACAGCUUUAUGCAUAAUUAAACAUAGAUUGCAGCAUUGAGAAAAAGAGGAAGAAAUAGAUUUUUCGUUCAGUGCGAAUGGAAAACUUUGAAAAACUGUCAGGAGUCAAUUUGAAUUAUUACAGCUGUGUUCUGUUGUUUUUUUUUAAAUUUAUGUUAGGAAAGAGAAUUGUGUUUAGUUCCCAGUAGAUAAUUUUAUUGUCAGUUUACUUGACUGACUGUUACUGUCUAGUUCAGUGUAUAAAUUUCAUAUAUUAUCGUAACUAUAGUUGGAUUUGUUUGAUACUUUUUGCUUUAUUUCAUCAUUUUUUUUUUAACUUUUAAAUGUAAACAGACUCGAGAAAAAGUAUGAACUAUUUAUAUGUAUUAAAUACUUCAAUAAAUUCUGAAAGUGUC
Messenger RNA from Mercenaria mercenaria, 1190 nucleotides. Its product is annotated as transmembrane protein 147-like. The record is from RefSeq and is a predicted model, not a curated record. NCBI's taxonomy places the organism in Eukaryota, Metazoa, Mollusca, Bivalvia, Venerida, Veneridae. The transcript is spliced from 6 exons. The coding region runs from base 76 to 768 and encodes 230 amino acids.